ACAUAUUUUUGAACAAAUAUUUAAAUAUGAGUUAAUUGACUACUUACUAGUUAUUUCCAAUAAUCUCUUUAAAAUAGUUAUUAAUUUUUUCCAGCAUGUUUAAUUUAACAUGACAUUUAAAGCCCAAUAACCAUUCGAAAUUUCCCAAAUUUCAAAUACUACUACUAUGAUGCCCAUUUUAAUUUCGCGGCUUUGCCAAACGCCACAAUUGGCUCUCCGUUCAAACUCUUUGACGGUUUGCUUGUCAAAAAUAGGCGCUAAAAGCCGUAUUAUAAACAACGUGGAGGCUCAAUUCUCCCGCCAGUAUCAUCAGAGUUAUUGCGGCGAGUACAAUCGAUUCAGCACCAUGCCUACACUAGCCAAAGAGUCUACGGUCCUCAAAUAUACCAAAGUGACCCCCGAUGCCCAUCCGCCCUGCAAGGGCUCCGAUAAAGCGGCCGGUUUCGAUCUCAGAAGUGCCAUCGAUGCCGUUGUACCGGCUAGGGGCAAAGCCCUAAUCGAUACCGGACUUAUGAUCGAGCUUCCUGAGGGUUGCUAUGGACGAGUGGCGCCCAGAUCUGGAUUAGCUGUGAAAAAUUUCAUUGAUGUUGGUGCUGGUGUCAUAGAUGAAGAUUACAGGGGCAUAUUGAAAGUAGUACUCUUUAACCACUCAGAUGCGGAUUUUCAAGUAAACAAGGGGGACCGUAUUGCCCAACUUAUAUGUGAAAAGAUAUACUACCCUGAAUUACAGGAAGCAAAGGAGCUGACAACCACAGCCAGGGGUGAAGGAGGUUUUGGAUCCACAGGAACCAAUUAGUUUUUGCAUUACUUAAUUCGGCAAAAAUAAAUCUUAAAUCGGGCUGUUAAACUGUUUUGUUCCAUAUUAUUCAGUAUUUUAUUAUUUAAUUUUAAAACUUUCGGAAAUCUCGUUCCUGUUCUGAUUGCGAAGGCAUGAUCUUCAGUUUAGUUAUUUACUUUUAAGAAUUAAACCCUGAUAUUAAUUUUAAGGCUUUCAGUUUCAAUUAUAGAGAUAAUGUCUUUUAAA
Anthonomus grandis grandis is the source of this 1024-nucleotide messenger RNA. RefSeq lists its product as uncharacterized. NCBI's taxonomy places the organism in Eukaryota, Metazoa, Arthropoda, Insecta, Coleoptera, Curculionidae. The record is from RefSeq and is a predicted model, not a curated record. Gene Ontology annotation, molecular function: dUTP diphosphatase activity; magnesium ion binding. The coding region runs from base 167 to 796 and encodes 209 amino acids. Gene Ontology annotation, biological process: dUMP biosynthetic process; dUTP catabolic process. The transcript has 3 exons.